Adineta ricciae is the source of this 3960-nucleotide messenger RNA. The record is from the annotation of a GenBank genome assembly. NCBI's taxonomy places the organism in Eukaryota, Metazoa, Rotifera, Eurotatoria, Adinetida, Adinetidae.
AUGCUAAUUCGACUGAUAUAUUCUCUUCUAAUCAUCGUCUUUGUAGCUAAAUCCUCUACUUUUGCACUUCAUCUACAUGGCCACUAUUCCAGUAAAGAAUUCUUUCGUUUGUUAACUAAGUUCGGUAUUCAGAAGACUGAUCAACACCGUCCGGUGGAUACAUUCGGAUAUAUCUAUGGAAACAUCACCUUAGAUUGUUCAACAGCAAACUGUACGAUAGCAAAGAAUCUUUUAUUUGUUAUACUUGAUUAUGAUUAUUUUGUGUCUGUGUAUAAAAAACAACGAUUGCAAUCAUGUUCGGAUAUGAUGAAACAGAUUCAAACGAUUGCAUUUCACCGGCAGUGUAAUGAAAAAGGAACUGAAGAUUUCUGGCGACGAGUACCAUGUGAGCGAGGACAGUUUUGUCCCGAUGAAGAUCAACCGACUAAUGUUAUACGCAAUCAACAAUUUACAUUUAAAAUACAAGAUAUUAAUCAACCAAGAUUUUGGUAUUUAAGUUUAAUAUCAUGUUACUGGCACCCGAAUACGUGUCAAUGGGAAAAAGUCGAUGAAGAUUUCCGAAUAACGUACGAUAUCUGGGUUGUCAACGGAAAUCCGGAAGCUAAAACACGUGAUAAUCGUUUUGAAUAUCAUUUUUCCUAUGAUAUUCAUGAUCUUGUUGAAGUUUAUUUCGUUUGUAUAUUACUCUAUCUCUUUAUUCCAUUACCAUUUGUUCUAUUCAAAAUUCGUUCAUUAACCUACAUCAAACAUCCGAUCUUAAUAUCAUAUUUCUUGUUUCAAUUACUAUUCUUUCUUGGCAAUACUUUUAAUUUAAUACAUUAUUUUAUUUUUGCUUACAACGGGGUCGGUAGUUACCUCUUGGUACACAUUGGCAAUUUGAUUACUAUUGUCGGAGAGUCGAUUCUCAUCCUUUUAUUGUUAUUUAUAGCAAAAGGUUGGCUGGUGAAUGCAACGGUACUUCGAGACGGGAAGAAGAUGAUCAUUCUAUUUAUUCUUUAUACAAUUGCAUGUUGUUCUUGUUACAUCUUGAGCGUUUUAACAAUCAAUCCUCUGGUUGAUUCCAAUCAUUAUCAAACAUUUGCAAAUUAUUUUUCCUUAUUAUUUCGCUGUUUCGUUAUGUUUUUAUUCGUUUUCGAAUUGAAAGAAACAACGCAAGAAGAAAAAAACUUUCGUAAACUGCAAUUUUUUCAUCACUUCGGUGCUUGUUGUAUGGUUUGGUUCAUCUAUCCCACUGCAUUGAUAUUUAUCAUGUCUUUUGUUACUGAACUUUAUCGAGUCAAAUUAAUCAUAAGUGUUGUUACAUUGGUGAAUUUCCUGAGUAUAUUAAUCAUGUCUUAUAUACUUUUCUCCCCGAAAUCAUUUUUAAACUUACCAAAAAUCUCCUCGACUAAACACGAAGAUCGACUAUUGCAUCAAAGCAACGAGACCAACGGGUUUCAUAAGUCGAGUAUUAUUGAAGAUGAUGAAGAUGACGAAGAAGAUGAUAUUGAAGUUUACGGACCAUCUCAUCUUCUUCUAAACAAUUCGAAUGAUCGAAAAGAAUCGCGGCUGGAACGAUUCUGUGGGCCAACAACAAUGAAUUCGGCUAAUGAUUGCCAUUCACCAUCAAUGAUGGAUCAUAAUAUCAAUGAUACGACGAAAUGUGAAGUAAAUCGUAGUGAGCAGAGUCCAGCAUCGAUCACUAAGCGUCUGAAAUCGAAUGCAAUUGUUUUAUCACCUGUUAAUGAAAGCCAAUCGAUGAAAGGGAUCAAUCGGAAGCAGAAAGCGUUGGAUAUCAAGGCCAAACAACUUCUUCAGAGUGAUUCGAAUAAUAAUACAAGUACAGUACGGAAAGGUCAAGAACAAAUCGAUUCUUCUGCGGAACACAUUCCAUCGACAUCAGCAAAUGUUUGUCAAACGUGUGGCGAAGAUUGUGAGGAAAUGAUUCUGUGUGACGAAUGUCACGAAACGUUUCAUUCACGAUGUGCGAAUCCUGCAUUAUCAAAAGAAGAUAUUCCGAAAGAUGUGCAUCUCUGUGCGUCUUGUCGAACGAAACGGAAACUAGUGGAUGGGAAAGUGAAACAACAGAAAGUGAUUUUACCAUUUAAUUUCACACCGAAAAUGAAUUUACAUUUAAAUGGUUUGAAGAAAAAUCAAAAGUUUCGUUCAGAUCUAGAGCAAAUCAAAGCAUCAACAGUAUCUAAUGAUCAACCUCCAGUUCAACAACCAUUGCUAGAUACCAAUACUUGUGCAAUAAGUAAAAAUACGAUCAAGAACGAAUCUUCGUCAAGUCUCAAACGCAAACGACACGAUUCAUCACCACCUCCAUCACCAGCACCAGCACCAACCCCUGAUGUUCAAUUAGAUACGCUACAUCGGCUACUUCUUUUCGAUCAAUCUGGAGAUUUCCAAGGUCCAUCGUCAUCCAAUAAUCUUCCCCGCCAGAAAUAUUGUUUCAUAUGUCGAAAAUUCUCUGCUAAACAAGGACCUUCCAUCCAUUGUGAUUACUGUCCACUAACAUAUCAUUUAGAUUGCUUAACACCACCAUUAAUUUCUCUUCCCAAGGACAAAUGGAUGUGUCCUAAUCACGUUGAACCAACACUGGAUCGUUGUUUAGUCAAAAGAAAAGAUCAGUCGAUCAACCAACGCGUCAAACUUUACCAGCAACAUACGUUAAGAAAACAAGACGUCGUUGUACAAGAUUUCAAUCAAAAGAAGCAAACGAAAGAUUAUUUUUUAUUGAAUACAAUCAAUAAUCAUCGAUCAGAACGUGUAGAUAUCAGUCAAAUACCUCAUUCUAUUGCCCAAUUCUAUUCCAAAAUCCAUUCAGAACAAAAGCACACUCCUCAGCUCGAAACAAAAGAUCUCAAACAAAAAAUACUUGUCCAAACAACUCCUCUCCCUGAUGAAACUUCAUUGGCAUAUGAUCCAUGUGUAUGGGACAUAUUACAAUCAAUACUCAAUCAUAUUGUCAACGACGAACAAUAUGAAAUUUCAUUUGUCGAAUCUGUAUCUAUUGAGAAUGAUCAUAGUUCAACAGAUCGUAUAUCAAAAAAUGAAUGUAAUACACUCGAUACAAUCGAUGUAUUAUUACAAGCUUUAAGUGAACCUCGAUCUACAGAAAAUCAAUCAAAUAAUCUCAAUUCAGAUCUUGUUUCCACUAAUUCCUCUGAAGAUAACUCCAAUGUAAUAUCAUUGGUAAAUUCUUUCUCAUCAAUCACAGAUCUCUCACAAUUUCGUUUAUCUUGUGCUGCGCUGAUACAUUUACAUUCACAACAUGUCAUUUACAUACGUAAACAUACGAUUUGGUUCGGUUCGUCAUCAGUCAACGAGGUUUGUUUAACUACUUUGACUCCAUCUCAACCUUGUCCACAUAUUUCCGAACGGCAUGCUUGUUUAUACUACGAUCGCAAGCGGAAUCUAUUCGAACUAUUAAACUAUAGUGAAUAUGGAACGAUUGUCAAUAAUCUUCGAUAUGGUUUAGAAUUUGAUUUCAAUUCGAUGAAUCCAUUUGAGAAUGAGAAUCAACAUCAAUGUUUAUGUGUGAUGAAAUCAUUCAAUCAACCAGCAUGGGAUGGACCGGCUCCAAUCGAACAAGGAACAAUCGCUGCUUGCCGUCAUGAUUACGAUCUACUUGUUCUACUUCGACUUUGUCCAUCAGGCAAGUGUUUGAAAAUGACAAUGACAACAAUCACCUUCGCAUCCGGAAAACGUCGCUUUUCGGCAUCGCACCUAAAGAAACGUCAUACAGUACCAAUACUAACAAAUGACAACCUCCCGGAUCUGCUGAGUGAUAUCUAUCUUGAACGACGACAACGGCAAGACACAAUUGUUAACAUUGCGAAAAGUUUAAGAAAAGUUGGCGAUCAACUGGAUGAGCAAUUGCAGAUUCGUUCGUCUUCAUCAUCGGACUGUAUAUUCGGUCAAGGAACGAUUGUAUUUCUUACGUGUUUAUCUCACGUUCUACGUUUGUUCUUGUAA